Megalops cyprinoides (Indo-Pacific tarpon) is the source of this 5793-nucleotide messenger RNA. RefSeq names its product GRAM domain-containing protein 4-like. Gene Ontology annotation, biological process: apoptotic process; negative regulation of toll-like receptor 9 signaling pathway. The transcript is spliced from 19 exons. Lineage: Eukaryota; Metazoa; Chordata; Actinopteri; Elopiformes; Megalopidae. The record is from RefSeq and is a predicted model, not a curated record. The coding region runs from base 286 to 2097 and encodes 603 amino acids.
UCCUGGUCGGGAGCUUUGUGUGGCUCACUGAAAAAUCAACAAGCGCGACAGACGCGGCUUUCUCGCAGGAGGGUGGUCUUGUGUCUAUUCCAAGCCAGGCUUUUUUGUUGGGGGGGCAAUCAAACGCCGUUCGCGAACUACAGAGGGCAGGAUCGCGUCUAUGGAGCCCGCUACUCUGCUGCGGGCGUGGGGGGAAAGGCGGAUCUGAGCAAGAGCUCUUAGAGUCCGCUCCUCGGUUAAGGGUGCGCAGGCAAAAGCGUGAAACCAAAAACCAUCUCAGUGUUAAUGAAACUUCGCUACGAUUUACGCGCCAGGAUUGCCGUUCACCAUGCUAAGCUAAAGAAGAACAUUGUGUUGAACAUGCUAAAGCGCUUGGACAAAAUCAGGUUCAGAGGUCAGAAGCGAGAUGAAUUCCUGGAUCUAACUGAGUCUCCCAACGCGUCUGACAAUGAAUGUAGCGAUGAAAUCCUGGUGAAACCGCGGCCCUCGCUGCGCGAAACGGAAGACCCACGAGACCCUGCUGGUACAGGAUCUCUCGCCAUGGCUGCCGCCAUCCAGGACUUCCAGAGGUCCGAAUCGGAGCGGCUCAACGAGGUCAAAGGCCAUUUGGAAAUCGCCUUGCUGGAGAAGCACUUCCUGCAGGAGGAGCUGAGGAAGCUGCGAGAGGAGACCAACGUGGAGACGCUGAAGCAGGAGCUGGAGAAGGAGCGGGGGAGGAGGCUGGACCUGGAGCAGAAGAUGAAUGAGGUGCUCAAAACCAGACUGGAAGACUCCCCUCCCCAGCCCCCACCGAGACCACAGCCGCCCGCCGCCAACGGGACAGAGAAACAGCAGGAGACAUGGUUCUCGCGGGUGCAGAAAUGGCUGUACGACAGGUUCGGCGUCUACAUCGAGGACUUCCGCUUUCAGCCAGAGGAGAACACGGUGGAGGCAGAGGAGCCACUAAGCGCUAAAAGGUUAACAGAAAACAUGAGGCGACUCAAGCGAGGUGCCAAACCCGUGACGAACUUCCUGAGGAACCUGUCUGCCUUAUCGAGCUGGCACUCUGUGUACACGUCCGCGAUCGCCUUCAUCAUCUACAUGAAUGCUGCAUGGCAUGGCUGGGCCAUCCCCCUCUUCCUGUUCCUGGCCAUCCUGAGGUUGUCUCUAAAUUACCUCAUCGCAAGGGGUUGGAGGAUCCAGUGGAGUAUUGUGCCUGAAGUCUCAGAACCUGAGGAACCACCAAAAGAAGACCUGACAGUGUCAGAGAAAUUCCAGCUCGUCCUGGACGUUGCACAGAAAGCACAGAACCUUUUUGGUAAGAUGGCGGAUGUGUUGGAGAAAAUAAAGAACCUCUUCAUGUGGGUGCAGCCAGAGAUCACUCAAAAGCUGUACAUCGCUCUGUGGGUGGCCUUCAUCUCCUCCUGCUUCCUGCCCUACAAGCUCAUGGGCUUCAUGAUCGGGCUCUACGCCGGCAUCAAGUUCUUCAUCAUCGACUUCAUCUUCAAGAGCUGCCCGAAGCUACGCGACAAGUACGACACGCCCUACAUCGUGUGGAACAGCCUGCCCACCGACCCGCAGCUGAAGGAGCGCUCCAAUGCCAUGCUGUCCCGGCGGAUCCAGCCGGUGGCGUCCCGCGGAAGCCUGGCGGCCAACGUCCCCUGCGGCAUCAGCCGCGAGGAGGAGAGCAGCCGGGUUCACAGCACCAAGAAGGGCGCCUUCCACGAAGUCUUCAACCUGUCUGAGAACGAGCGCCCCCUGCCAGUGUGUGAGAAUGGGUGGCGAUGCUGCUUGAUAAACAGAGACAGGAAGAUGCCCACGGACUACAUUCGGAACGGCGUGCUCUACGUCACAGAGAAUUACCUUUGUUUCGAAAGCUCCAGCUCCAGGGCCAGCGCCUCCAAGAAGAACAAAGUCAUCAAGCUGAUGGACAUCACAGAUAUCCAGAAGUACAAGGUCCUGUCCGUGCUACCAGGGUCAGGAAUGGGAAUCUCCAUAGCCACACCCUCUACACAGAAGCCUCUGGUGUUUGGAGCAAUGAUCCACAGAGACGAAGCCUUCGACGCCAUCUAUACACAGUACAUGAAAAUCCUGACCACGACCAACCCGGAGACCUAGCGACCAGCAGGGGGAGCUCUCGCCAGUCCUCCCACAUCCACCCUCCGCAGUGGAAGUCAGCUGGACAGCGCUUCCUCAUGUCUCCUCUAUAUGUGCGUGUGUCUGUGUGUGGGGGGGCAGGCAAACACCCCCUCUCUCAUUCAUUGGUGUCAGAGGAGGGUGAUAUGAUACACUCCUUUUGUUGUAAGGGGCGUGGGGGCAAUUCUCAGCCCCUUUCAGAGGGGGCACAUUUUAAUGUUCUGUCUCUGUGGAGGGGGGGGGGGCUUUCUAAUACUGACAUUUCAUGGUGGGGGGGCUGGAUCUCCUUGCUUACUUAGCAGUGCCACUGAACUCCAUGGAGGCACGUGGCAGACAGAUUCAGUUGAAAAUCACCUGUUAGGGUUUCUCUCCAGUUCCUUCUUUCUCUGUGGACUUGGUGGAAUUAUUACGGGAGGCCUCACAUAAGCAGUGCUCUGGUAGUGGCAAGGAACCGCACCCUGGACAGGUCUGCAGCCAAAAGAAGCCAAGCCUCUCUGUGUAGGUCACUCCGUUCUCAUGCAGACUGCCGGCGGAACCGCACAGAGGUUUAGGAAAUGCCCUGAUUCAGAGGUCUUUUACAGACGACUAGGAACAGAGGCUUCCUCCGCCUCCUUCUUCUAAGAUGUGAAACACGAUAAUGAGAGUCCCUUAUUUGAAUUCUGCUCAUUUUUGUAAUGGCCAAUGAACAAUCAGACGCAAGCUGAAGCCAACUGAAUGUGCUGGUGACAGAACCACAUGUCAACGCUGUUAGUGCAAAACUCCUUUUAGCCAGGACAUGCUCGUAACAGGCUCAUACCAUUUUACGAUCUGACAGCUAGCACUGGUAUUUUUAGUAGGGUAUGGCUCCAAGUACAGACAGCCAUUUUUUCCACCUGCCAUUGUUAACCCUUUUCAUUGUGGAUGCUGCAGCUGGUCCUGGGUGUACCUCACGACCCCUAACCCCUGGAGCUCUGGAGAGGGGCGUGUCUUAAGGGUCUUAAGGCGGAGCUUUAGAAGGCUCCAGUGGCAUCUUUUCUAAUUUGCCUCCAGAUGCAUUACUAUAUGCUCUAAACUCUGAACUUUCAGCUGUUAGAAGUCGGUAUGGAUAAAAAGAUAAAAUCUGGCAAUAAUACUAAUGCUAGAACAAAAGGCCUAUGUAUUCACAAGGGAGUAAGGGGUCUUUAUGAAUAGCCAUAAGCAGCUUAAUCUCUCUAUGGCCAAUGCAAGUCGUGUCAUAACCUUAAAUUAUCAAUAUCAUAAGCCCCUGUGUCACAUGUAUAUACAUAGAGUGAAUUCACCGUCUGAGACUGGAAUUGGUAGUUCACUUAGACCUCAGUCAGAGCUGCUGCCUUUCUGAAUAAAAGCUGGACUUUUUUCCUUUCAGAAAGGUUGAACAUUCACAGACGUGAUGCCAAACCAUGUACUCACUUGCUGUGUUUAUUACUGUUAUUUUUUCAAAGGCAGUUUAGUGGCUUGGCAGGCAGUGUAUCUCACGAGUUUUCCAUUUUUGGUUUUUUUUUUUCGCCUCCUGUUUGCUUGGUUGCCUUGGUCACCUGGUAGAAUCUGUGCCCAUAAAUGCAUAAAGGGCAUAAAGGGCAUAAAGGCCUUGAGAAAAAAUAUAUAUAUAAGGUGUUGAUAUAUUACACAGACGUAGCCUUCUACACCAGUCAUGGAAGCCAAUUUGAUUUAAUUGGUCAAAGAGUGGUGACUUAGUCCAGUGGCACCAGCCCUUUAUGUGUGUACCCAUCCAAUAUUCAUAUUGGAUAGGACUAUUAGAGGCAUUGCAGGCAGACCUGAUCACUCUGUCAGAUCUGGUCAUUCUAUAUCUAUAUGGUUUCUCCUGAGCCCUGAGCUGUGAUUGGCUGCUGUGGUGUCAGGUGGACAGGUCAACGGUGUCAGUUUAGAGCAGUUGACUGAUUUGAGCUGUCUUCGUGAGCUGUCUGUGUGUCUCAGUCUAAUGCACUGAUGGCUGUAUGAAGGGCCUCCAUCACACUCCCUCACAGUCUUCAGGGCCCAUACCAGCAUCCUCUGACACCAGGUGCCAGGUGUCCCUCACACAGAAGCUCCAUCCUCUAACUGAAGUCCUGAAGUCGCUGAAGCCCUCAAAAUAUUUCUGCUCCAACUGCACCACAAAAAGGAGGAACUUUGCCACACCACAAAGCCCCUAACUACCAGAUUCCUCCCAUCAGUCUACAGAAGCAGUGCCGUUUGGUUUUAUCUUUGUGUUUAGGCAGGGUUUUUUAUGUGUGUCAGACAAAGUCGUACUGUGUAACCUAGCAAACGGGACUCCUAGUCUUAUGGAUGCUAUUACUUGAAGCCUUUUUACCACUGACUUCAAAACCGAGUCUGGGUUUCUCAUAGCCAUGGGGUGUGAAUACCAGACUGAAGAAGCACAGAAUGUAUCGUGGGGAGUUAUAGUUUUGCCAAAUGUUUAGUCUUUAUUUUCACACGCCUGUCUUGUUCUGCCUAAGCUGUGCUGUUUACAGAAGGUUGGGUGAACUCCAGUGUGUAGGAGGCCAGUUGGAACCCCGAGGGUAAGAGGGGGGUAUGAGUGCGGGGAUAUGAAGACUGGACUGACAUCUUUUGUAAACGAUGACGUCGGUGCGAAGCCAGGCCUGUGUGGUCACGCGACAAUCUCUGCUCUGGACCGAGACCGGGAGUGGCAAACCGCCUAACGCUCAGACUGUCAUGGCAUACCGCACAAAGUACUGGAUUUUAGUGUUUUUUUAUUAAAUUGCGGUGACGUGUACUUUCUGUCGUCUUGGCCAAAGAGGUCAAUGUUUUUUCUUGGAUCUUCCAAGCACAAGCUAGAGCUUUGGUUUCACAGCGAAAUCGCUGAUAUCUCUGGUUGAAAGUCAUUUGAAGAAUGAGUCUAGCACUAGCCAUUCGUUGGCCAUAGCAUGUGGUUAGUUUGGUGCAGCCAGAUAAUUACUAAAACAGGCUUUCCCCCAGAGAAACUGUAAUGAUCGCAAAAUACAAUGGGUGUGACCCUGUAUGGUUUGCGGUCACGGUCAGGAGGAACCCACCAAGUGGUUUAAACCGCACUGCUCUCUGCCACGUUUUGUCUGCUGGGUAAACCAGAAGCCAUACUGACCUUUAACCUCCAGGCUGCGUCCUGAGAAAACCAGUCCACAUUCCAGUGCCGACCCUCAAAUGUGAAACCUCCUCACAUAUACCGCACACACACAGGAACAGUGGCGGGUGGCGUUUACGGAACCAGACUUGCAACCACAAGGUCAUAGGUUCAGAUCCCGGAUAAGGCACUGUUGUGUCCUUGAGCGAGGUAUUCAACCAGAUCUGCAGCAGUACACAUCCAGCUGCAUAAGUGGAUACUAUGUAAAAGCAUAAGCUAUCGACAUCGCCCCGGGCAAGGGCGGAGGCUAAGCACAGAAACGCGCAAGCCUGGUUUUCAAGGGGCAAAGAUUGUCGCGGCCAUUCAGAGAGACUCUCACCGCGUGCUUCCGUGUGUUCGUGUGAUUCUUGGUGUCAACAAAGUAUUAGUUCUAACUGAUUGUCUACUAACGUCCGCUAAAUGUUUCCAUGAUAUUCCCGAUCAGUAUGUACCUGAAGGAGCGUUAACCAAGGUCACCUGGAGGAGAUGUGAGCGUGCGUUUGUAAUCUGAGAACGAACGACGAACCGUGAAAAAGGAAUUUAUAUGUAAAAUGUAAUGUAAAAAAAAUCACUGUAAAGUUUUUAAA